This is a messenger RNA of Sporothrix schenckii 1099-18, 312 nucleotides long. RefSeq lists its product as uncharacterized. Lineage: Eukaryota; Fungi; Ascomycota; Sordariomycetes; Ophiostomatales; Ophiostomataceae. Gene Ontology annotation, biological process: mycotoxin biosynthetic process. The record is from RefSeq and is a predicted model, not a curated record. The transcript is spliced from 2 exons. The coding region runs from base 1 to 312 and encodes 103 amino acids.
AUGGCGAGGAGAGCCACAAAAUGGGCUCUGGAGGGCAUCUCCGUGCCACCGUUGCCCGGCAUCUCAAGCCCCGGUGACCCCAUGGACCACCCGCUGCACUGUGUUGAUUGGAUCCGGCAGGCUCUGAUGUGUAACGUGGACCUGUCUCUGGAUGCCACUGAGGAUUUCUGGACGUUUGGUCAUGAAAGCCGCCACAACUGCCGUGACUUUAUUGCUGUGCUUUCAUGGACCGAGGAGAACCGUUACCGGGGCUCGCUCGCAGAUCUGCGGAAAAUAACCCCAGCAAUGCCCGCACCGUGGUUACAGGAUUAA